AUUUUACAGUCUUCGGUGUAUGCUUAAUUACCCGACGAACCGGAAAUACAAUUCCAGCAGAUCCGCUUUUCUGACAUGCGGCACCGUGUUUCGACGCAACGUCCUGCAUGAUCACCUAACGCGCGCUGCUUAUUUGCUGUGUACAAGGUCUUAGGUACCCACUACCCAGUGCUCGUUUUCACACGAAGUUUAUUUCCAUUUCAUUGCUGUGCCUUCGGAUUUUUCUUCAGUUAUUAAUUUUUAUCAUCCAUUUGUGUUGUGCUUGCAAGUUUAUUGAAUUGUUGAGCCAUUUUGUAUACAGCAACCAUGCAAUACUUAUUGUGGACUGUCUGUGUACUGUGCGUCGCCGUAUCGGAGAUUCGUGGCGGGAGCCUCCGGAGCGAACGGUCGUCGGGUUCCUCGAGCAGCAGCGCCUCGUCCAACAACGGACAGGGCGUGAUGAGCGUGUCGACCAGCAACAGCGGCGGCGGCUCCUCCAGCGCCAACGCCCUAAUCGGCGCCGGUCCGGGCAGCGGCGGGGCCAUUGGCUCCAUGCAGAGCAGCGUCAGCAACCCGACGCGGACCCUCUCGGCCAACAGCGGCCCGGUGGUGCUGAGCGCCGGACAGAACGCCGGACUGGGCGUCAGCAGCGGGGACGUCGGCGGUCUGUCGUCGCCCAUCGACGCUGGCGGCAUCAUCGGCAACGGCAUGCAGAGCCCGCAGCAGAUGCUCUGCGCGCUCCGCCAAAAUAUCUGCGAGCAAUGCCUCAAGAUCAACCAACUGCAGCGCGUCAUCGCCAGGAAUUCCGGCACAUCCAAUACGUUCACGGAGAUGAGCUGUCCCGGCUUCUGCGGGACAUGCUAAUACACGCAUCCAUACGGUUUCCCCUCGAUUACAGAAAUUAUACAGCCGGUGCCUAUCAUGUUGCAUAUGUUGGUUGCUUCCGCUACCGUUGUCUUGUUUUUAUAUUCGCUGAAUAUUGCCGCGUGGGCGACACUUAAGGGAAUACGGGCGCUCAUCCCAAAUGCACAUAAAAACGGGAGAAAAAUG
Paramacrobiotus metropolitanus is the source of this 1029-nucleotide messenger RNA. RefSeq names its product serine, glycine and glutamine-rich protein-like. The record is from RefSeq and is a predicted model, not a curated record. The transcript is spliced from 3 exons. Lineage: Eukaryota; Metazoa; Tardigrada; Eutardigrada; Parachela; Macrobiotidae. The coding region runs from base 307 to 843 and encodes 178 amino acids.